This is a messenger RNA of Sphenostylis stenocarpa, 1263 nucleotides long. The record is from the annotation of a GenBank genome assembly. Lineage: Eukaryota; Viridiplantae; Streptophyta; Magnoliopsida; Fabales; Fabaceae.
AUGGACAGGUGGUGUCCUAAGCAUGGGACAGCGGUGAAUUCAGGAAACCAAGUUUCCAGUCAACGCAAGACAUCUUUGCUGGUUUGGUCUAACAACAACAUACGUUUCAUCAUGGGAAACACUUGUGCAAAAGGAAAACCGAUUGCUCAUGUAUCUUCCUCCAAUUUUUCUGGAAGUAAGAAGCGUGUAUCUAAACCAAAGCAGGAUUUAAAUUCUUCUGAACGAAAUCCUGCUCCAAAAACUACAGAAUUAAAUGUUACUACAUCCAUCUCCAGUAGCCUCAAGUCCUUCAGCUUAAAUGAUCUAAAGGAGGCCACUAAGAACUUCCGGCGAGAAAAUUUAAUCGGAGAGGGAGGAUUUGGGCGUGUCUUCAAAGGAUGGAUUGAUGAAAACACAUAUGGUCCCACAAGACCAGGCACUGGAAUUGUGGUGGCCAUAAAAAAUCUUAAGCCAGAAAGCUUCCAAGGCCACAAGGAAUGGCUUGCAGAAGUCAAUUAUCUUGGGCUGCUUCAGCAUGAAAAUUUGGUGAAACUUAUUGGUUAUUGCUUGGAAGGUAAAAACAGGCUUCUAGUUUAUGAGUUCAUGCAAAAAGGAAGUUUGGAGAAUCAUUUAUUUAGAAAAGGUGUUCAACCUAUGGCUUGGGUUACCAGGGUCAACAUUGCAAUUGGUGUAGCAAGAGGACUAACAUUCUUACAUUCCCUGGAUCAAAAUGUCAUCUUUCGUGAUUUGAAGGCUUCCAAUAUCCUACUUGAUUCAGACUUCAAUGCAAAGCUUUCAGAUUUUGGCUUGGCAAGGGAUGGUCCAACUGGGGAUAAUACUCACGUUUCAACUAGAGUUAUAGGAACUCAAGGCUAUGCUGCGCCGGAGUAUGUUGCUACAGGUCACUUGACCCCAAGGAGUGAUGUAUACAGCUUUGGUGUAGUCUUGCUAGAGUUGCUAACCGGUAGGCGAGCAGUGGAAGAUGACAGACCUGGAUUUUCAGAGGAAACCUUGGUGGAUUGGGCAAAGCCAUUCUUGAGUGACAAUAGAAGAGUUUUGAGAAUUAUGGACACAAGGUUGGGCGGUCAAUAUUCCAAGAAAGGAGCACAAGCUGCAGCUGCACUUGCAUUGCAAUGCCUCAACACUGACCCCAAAUUUAGACCCCCUAUGGUGGAAGUUCUAGCAGCAUUGGAAGGACUUAACUCCUCAAUUUCAUUCACAAGGACACCACCAAGAUCUGACAGCCAUGCAACCAAAUAUUCUGGUGUCCAUUCACAAAAGUAA